Molecule: messenger RNA, 2013 nt
Organism: Vanessa tameamea
Lineage: Eukaryota; Metazoa; Arthropoda; Insecta; Lepidoptera; Nymphalidae
Product: alpha-tocopherol transfer protein-like
Exons: 8
Coding region: 127-1059 (310 amino acids)
Cellular component (GO): membrane
Molecular function (GO): phosphatidylinositol bisphosphate binding
Source: RefSeq, a predicted model, not a curated record
GUUGCCUCUAGCGUCAAAUUGUUCCUUCAGUUAGACUUAGCUGCUCACUCAGUCUGAGUGUGCAUUGCGCGUCGCGUGUUCAUAUCGCGUGGUUUUAAGUGAAUUUGAAAUUACUAAUCGAUCAUCAUGGCGUCUGUCGCAACAUUAGUUCAGCCAACAGGGGAGAUGUGGAAGAAAAUUCGUGUAGAAUUAAAUGAAGAUGUCAACACGAGAGAUCGAGAUCUCACCGCCAUUAAGGAUUGGCUUCGUAAGCAGCCACACUUGCCUGACGAGUGGGAUGAAGGUCGUAUGAUGACCUUUCUCCGAGGCUGCAGCUUCUCUUUGGAGAAAUGUAAGAGGAAACUCGACAUGUACUUCACGAUGAGAGCUGCUUGUCCAGAAUUCUUCACGAACCGAGACAUCAACAGACGAGAACUAGCUGAUAUAACAAGAAAAGCACAAGGAGCUCCACUACCAGGGUUGACUCCAGACGGGCGGCGAGUCACAGUAUGUCGCGGUCUUGACAAAAACAUCGAUCCCGAGCUAUUGAACAACAUAUUCAAGAUCGCACUAAUGAUUGGUGACGUCAGACUUAUAGAAGAGCUGGAGGGGGUGGGGGGUGAUAUUUAUAUCUUGGACGCUUCAGUGGUAACACCGAGUCAUUUAGCGAAAAUAUCACCAUCUUCCAUCAAGAAGUUCUUAAUUUGUGUACAGGAAGCGUAUCCUAUCAAGCUAAAACAGGUCCAUGUUUUGAAUACAUCGCCGGUUAUUGAAGCAUUAAUAAACUUCAUCAAGCCAUUCCUGAAGGAUAAAAUCAAGAACAGGAUUUUCGUCCACUCCGACAUAAGUACGCUACAUGAACACGUACCCAAGGACAUGCUUCCGGAACAAUAUGGUGGCAACGGAUGUUCCCUCGAUGAAGUAAACGAUGCGUGGAUGAAGAAACUUGAGGACUACACAGAAUGGUUCAAAAAACAAGAAUCAAUAAAAGCCAAUGAAGCCCUCAGACCCGGGAAACCAACCAAUUACGAUGAGCUAUUUGGCAUUGAUGGAUCAUUUAGGCAGCUAUCCAUUGAUUAAUUUAAAAUACUAAUUACUUCACCAACAAAUGUUUCGAGGGUGAAGGUUUAACUAUUUUUUCUUCUUCUUUCGCAUUGCAAAUUAGAAAAUUAAAAAGAAAACAGUGUUUAUCUAAACGCUUGUUAGACAAUGCAUAAGUAUGGUCGUAAAUAAAAAGACCUUAUUCAGGGGGAAUUGGCGCCCGUAACAUAGUGAUAUAUUUAUCAUUUUGUUACGAUAAUUUUGUAUGGACGGUUAAUUUUAAUUUACUUUAAAUUUUAUAUAUUUAUGUAUAAUUUUUUAUUUUGUAUUCGCUUUAUAUAAAAUAAAAUAAUAAGUAAAGUCAACUGUUAUAAAAUACUUCUGUAUUUUGAACUGAAGACAAGGAUGUAUGGUGUAAGUUCUUUACCCUUUAAAAGGAAGAAUAUGGGUAAAAAAAACAUCAUGACGUCUUGUUCGUUUAUUUUACUUUUUAUUAACAGGGAAGAAAAUUGAUAAAUGACAGAUACCCGAUAUACUAAUGUAUAUAAAAAUACUUACUUGUUUGUAAAUGCCCAUAAAAACGAGCUAAAUAAUAAGAUAUUGUUUUCGAUACAAUUACCAAAACCCUGUUAAAUAUUCUUUAUUAGUCGAUAUUAAAUCUUUUUUAAAUGGUUAAUGAUUAGUAGAUUUUUUUAAAUUUAUGGGAUUUUAUACAUAAUAUUUUAUAAUGUUUGUGAAUAAGUAAUGUCAGUUUCAUAAUAAACUUAUGUCGAGACUAUAAUGUAUGUAUUUUAUAUAACAUUCGUCUACAAUUUUCUGUAAGGCGUUCUAAUUGUAAACAGUUGCUGUCAACGUCAGAACGAAAUAGACGUAACACUAAGUUUAAUGUUAAUUGUGCCAAUCCUUAAUACUUUAUUAAGGAUUGGCACAAUGACAUCUAUUAUUAUGUAUUGAAUACCAAAUCAUAAUAUUAAAUAUAAUAAUAAAAUAUUU